Salvia hispanica is the source of this 1364-nucleotide messenger RNA. Its product is annotated as stemmadenine O-acetyltransferase-like. NCBI's taxonomy places the organism in Eukaryota, Viridiplantae, Streptophyta, Magnoliopsida, Lamiales, Lamiaceae. The record is from RefSeq and is a predicted model, not a curated record.
UUUUCCCACAAAAAUGGAGAUUGAAACAAACAUAAUCUCCACAGAGACCAUCAAGCCAUCUACUUUAACUCCUAAAUCACUAGAAAAACACCACCUCUCAUUCCUAGACCAACUAGCUCCACCCUUCUUCAUGCCUCUCGUCUACUUCUACUCUUCAAACCCCAAAAUCCCCAAUUCCCAAAAAUCAAACCACCUCAAGCAAUCCCUAUCCAAAACCCUCUCCACCUUCUACCCCCUCGCCGGCCGCCUCGUCGGCAACCUCUACGUCCACUGCAACGACGCCGGCGCCCCCUUCUCCGAGGCCGAAGCCGACUGCGACCUCUCACACGUCAUCACCAAUCCAAACCCUGAACACAUGACCAAAUUUCUCCCUUUCGCACUCAACCAAUUCCUUGAUCUCUGCAUGGCCGUUCAAGCCACCUUUUUCCGGUGCGGCGGCGUCGCCGUCGGCCUCUUAGUCUCCCACAAAAUCGCCGACGCGAUCUCCUUCUUCUCCUUCGCCAAUUCCUGGGCGGCCGCCGCUGCCUCUCCGCCCCCAAAAUUCGACGCAGCCGCCUAUUUCCCGCCGCAAGACAUUUCCGUUUACAAACCCACCGCCGGAAUGAUGAAGGAAGAGAUCGCCACCAAAAUUUUCACAUUUCCGGCGAAGAAAAUCGAGAUUCUCCGGGAACGAUACGCCGGCGCCGGAGAUGACUUGCAGCAGCGGCGGCCGACUCGGGUUGAAGCCCUGUCGACGUUUAUAUGGACCAGAUUCAUAUCCGCAAGCGGUUUAAAAGCUGAGGCGGGUAAGAUCUACACGGUUCAGCACGCGAUUAACCUUCGGACCCGGACCGACCCGCCCCUGCCCGAAUACCAUUUCGGGAACAUAUUCCGGAUGGCGAUAGCUAAGCCGGCGGUUGGGGGCAGCGGCGUGGAGCUGGUGCGGAGAGUGCGGGAAGCCAUUGAAGCUGUGGAGGGCGGGGAGCAUUUGGGUUCGUUGAAGGAGAAAAUGGGUCAAGUCGACAAGGGCGAGCUGGUUAGCUUCAGCUUCACGAGUUUGUGUAGGCUUCCCGUUUAUGAGGCGGAUUUCGGGUGGGGCAAACCGGUCUGGGUUGGAUCGCCCGGGCUCUCUUACAAAAAUUCGGUUAUUUUUAAGGAUACAAGAAAUGGAGAUGGAAUCGAGGCGUGGGUUAGUUUGAAGAGAGAUGAUAUGGAGAAAUUCGAGGCUGAUUUGGAGUUGCAGAAGCUUCUUUUUACGUCAUAAACGUAUUUCAAAUUUCGAUUCACAUAGUAAUUCGUAGUUACAUUAUCUUUCUUUUGUUUUGAUCUUGCAAAGUUUGCAUCCCUAGCUAGCUUAUGUUGUCUUGAAAAAUUUCUUUGUUGUA